Messenger RNA from Lepisosteus oculatus (spotted gar), 2537 nucleotides. The record is from RefSeq and is a predicted model, not a curated record. NCBI's taxonomy places the organism in Eukaryota, Metazoa, Chordata, Actinopteri, Semionotiformes, Lepisosteidae.
GAAACGGAAGUGACGUCGCGGCGCUGUUUUCAAACUUGAUUUCAAUCCCGGAAAAGAGCGAGCUGUCUAACACCAACGCUUUUUUAGAUGUUAGAGACAAGUCUUUUACAGCUGGAAAGAAUAACGGUGAGGUCUGUUUUAUAACACUCAAAUUAUGACAUCCAAAAAUGCAAAAGACAAUAUUGUCAACAAGCUGGGACUGAAGCUGGGCAGCUCCAGAUCUGACGUGGAGCUCGAUAAACUGCGAAAGGAAAAUGCUCUUCUGAAAAAGACAAUGGAUGACAUGUCUAAACAUAAAGGCAAGAUAACCGAGUCAGAAAAAAGCAAACUUCUAGAGAAGAUUCUUGCACUUGAGACGAUAAAGGAGAAGAAUGCCCAGCAGCUCCUCACCAAAGAAAAAGAAAUUGUUACCCUGAAGCAGCAGCUUAAAUCAGGAGGCAAUGAGAAUGUGUCUGUGCUGCAGGCCCAGCUAGAAGAAAAGAAUAAGGAAGCAGAGAGGAGAGAGAAGCUCUUUCUCUCUCUUGCAGAGGAGACAGAAAACUUGAAGAACAGAUUGGUGGUAGUUUCAACAAAGUGCCAAGAACUUGAAAGGAAAUAUGAGCAAGACCCUGUCUUACAGAAAUCCAAAUCCGACGGACAGGUUGCCCCUGGUGAAAUUGCUGUGCUACAAGAACACCUAAAGGAUGCUCUUGAGAAGAACCAGCAGUGGCUGGUUUACGACCAGCAGCGAGAGGCCUAUGUGAAGGGAAUGCUGGCACACAUCUUUGAGCUUGAAGAGCAAUUAAAAAAAGCCAACCAAGCGCUCCAGGAGCAACACAAAGCAGGCAAUUCAGAAGAAACAAAAUCUGUCACCCAGCAAGAGUACUAUGACAAGCUUUUACUAACAGCCAAAAGAGACCUGGAGGCACAGAAGGAGACCAUAAGCCAACUAAAGGACGAACUGUCUGUGGCAAAAAAGAAGUAUGAGGGCAAGUGUCAAGAAGUGAAACAUCUGGAUCAGCAGCUCCAGUCGGAACGCCUCAACGCCAGGCAAUGUGUAGGAGAGGAGAAGCAGCGCUCAGGAGACAAAGUGGAGCGAUUGAAAGCUGAACUGCAGAGUGUGAAAGAAAGGCUCGAAGAAGAAAGGAAGAGGUCGUCUGAGCUGUCGGCACAGGUUAAUCUGCUUCAGAAAUCCUUAUUAAAACAACAAGAGGAGCAAAAGAGAAUUGCAGUGUUGGAGCAUCAGAUCCAGAUGUCUGCAAAAGACUUUGAAAAUGAAAAACUUGAUCGACAGAGUUUACAGCAACAGCUGCAUAAAGUGUUGAAGGAACUACGCAAAGCAAGAGACCAAAUAACAAGACUGGAGACAACGAAUAAAUUGCACGAGUGUCAUAUUUCUGAGCGUAGUCCUUACAACAAGCAUGAGUUUGAGGAGAGAGCAUCCUUACAGGAUCCGAUCUUCAGUCAUUCAUCCCCUGUGAGACCCUCCACUCUUUUGGAUGAAAGUUUUCUUGAGUGCCCAAGGUGCAGAGCCCAGUAUCCUACUAGCCAGCACCGGGAGUUACUUGCACACAUUGAUUACUGUUCAAAUUAAUCUGUUUCAGUGUAAAAAGUGUUUAACUUGAAUUGUUUGUAGGAAGGUAUUUUUAUACAUUGCUUUCAAAGCAGAAAACUACUGUACUCCAUUUGCACUGCAGAUUAACAUAUAAAGAAAUAUUGCAGAUCUUUAUUUUUUUCCAUUUUGUGUAUUUUUAAACUCUUGAUUUAAAGAUUUAUAGCCCUGCUUUCUGAAAAUAUUUUAAGUCCUUAAGAUAAGUUGCCUCAGGUUCAGCAUAGAAUUUUUCAUGAUCCUUAAAUUUAACUUAUUUUAUGUCAGUAAAGUAAUUAGCAGAAAUCAUAUACUGUGUGUUAUUACAUUUUCAGCUCUUUAAGUAGUGAAGUUUUAUAUAUCAUGGUCGAUUAGCCAGUUUACAGCCAAAGGAACAUUUACAUUCUUCAUAUGUUGUGCUUCUCCUUAGAGUCAUUCUAAAGCACUCCUGUUUGUCUAAGUCUUGUAAUAAGGUGCAUUUCUAACUGACAAAAUAGUCCUGUACUUUGUAGCUCAAAUUAGACUUGCGUAAGUAAUUCCUUGUAUUAUACUAUUUUAAGUGGUGGAUUACAGUAGUUAGUUAGGGGUAGAGGGGUUAAGGAUAACAGUUCAGACAAGGCUCUUAAGAAUGUGACUACUGGAGUAUAACUGCCAGGUAACUGCAUUAGAAAAAGCUUUUAAUAUGGUUUAGACAAACCUUACAUCAGCUCUGACAUAAAAUUAAAAUACAACAUUUUCUUCCAUAAAAUCUAGGAUAACUUAAAAUGUUAAUGCUUGGGUGGUUUUUGGAAAGUGAAGCCAUUUUCAAAAUUAUGAAUUAUUUUUGAACCACCUCUAUUUUGGUAAAUCUCAUGUUUGCCCAAGGAGCCCUGUUGUCUUUAUAAUUAGUUUAAAAAAUGGAGGGAAAAGUAAUGGAUACAUACUCUGCCUUUUGUUACCAAGUGUUUGUAAUAAAAGAAUGUAAAACUAU